GUCGUAGUCUCGAGAAACCUAACAGGAAAGUGUGCAUAUUUCUACGUUUUUAUCAAAAUAUUCAGCUUAAACAAAGAAUAUUCCAAAAUUCAAGUAGUGUUGGGAGCCUUUAUCAUAUUUACUUGACUCAGUACAGUAAAUGGAAGAUUGAGAAGUACUGAUUUUGUUCCACAUGAAGCACAAAAGACCGUUAGUUACAUAAAAUCAGAAAUCUGGUGUAGAGGUCCAGUAACUAUAUUCACGGAAAAAUAAACAUUCAUCAGCUCAUCAGUAUAAUACGAGAAUCAUCUUUUCAGAAAAGAUGACCAUUUUUUGUUUCUAUGGUUUAUGAAGUAAAUACAAACAUUGAUCACAAAAAUGAAAAUAGAUAGAUCUAGAGUUCGAAAGAGCACUUCAGAAGUUCCUAUAGAAUGCCAACAGCUCAUAGACCGUCUACAAAUAUGCUCCAGAACCGAAUUAUUAGAGGAGUUGUCCAGGAUUCACUCCUGGACAUUUGGAAAAUGUGAACUAUUGCACUGGGCACAAGUACUUGAUGAAUUUGAUAGAGUAUUGGGUGCAGCUGCUGAACGUAAUGAUGAAAACAAAUGGAUUCUGAAAUGUGACACAUACAAUGAGCAGGAUUUUCAACUGCUCAUUCACAUUCUUCGAUUCACUAGCCUGCUGAUAGAACACUCAUUUUCUCGUCACUUGUAUAAUUCUAUGGAACAUCUCUUGGUCUUGCUGGAAUCGAAUGAUAUGUCAGUUGUGUUGGAAGUAUUGAAUUUAUUGUACAUGUUUUCAAAAAGGAGUAAUUUCAUAACACGUUUGAAACCAGAUGAGAAGGAAUGUUUAUUAUCCAGGUUACAAUAUCUUGCAGAGAAUUGGGGUGGAAAAGAAAAUGGAUUUGGUUUAGCAGAUUGCUGUAACGUUGAUAAAGAAAUCCCAGCCUCGGCCACAACACUUCACGUUGAAUUUCACAGAGAAGAAGAUACAAAUAAAUCGCCCAAAAGUGAUAUUAAAUCCCCAGAUUCAAAAAUUGUGAAACCAAAUCUUCAUAUUAUUCACAUUGAACAUGUGGAUAAAUUACACAAGACUCCUGCAGAAAUUAUGAAGUCCCUCGUCACUCUGUAUUAUGUCCCUCCUGACAAAGAGAUGUGGUUAUUUACCCACGUUAGAUUGGCAACCCAUUUCGCCGAUUACAAAAACAGGUUGAAGAGCGUACAAGCGCGCUUGCAGGCAUUGUCCGUAAUGGUUUAUUCUAAUGCUAUACAAGAUUCGCCUUCCAAUCUCUUAUACAAUGGUCUACUAGAAGAGCUGGUUGAAGUUGUCGAAUUGGAAGACCCAAAGUUAACUGAUAUUGGAUGUGCCGCUCUCCGUACCCUUACAGCAAUCAUACAUUUGGACAGAAACCCACAUAUGCCAAAUAGACGCCCAGGCUCUCGUUUGAACAGCAUAAUAGAUGUGACAGGAGCCAGUCAGUACCAUGGAUUCUUGCCAGUUCUCGUCAGGAACUGUAUCUCGUCCCUAACGAAUCAGAUCGAUUUCGGUCAGACGGCAUUCAAAAAGAUGAAACUACAAGAUGAGGCCUCGUUCUCGUCCCAGGACGAGUCUAGUAGUGAUUCGUGCAAAACUGAAGGAACCGGAUCUGGUGGCCAAGAAACUAAGUCUGACGCCGCUGGUCUGAUGGGUUGUUUGGACCUGUUGGCUGCCGCAGCUCUAGAUUACAAAUUUCCUGUCAGCUUAACUACUGCCUUGUUCUCUUUCUUGUAUCAUUUAGCCAGCUAUGAGUCUGGUGGCGAAGCUCUGGUUUCCUGUGGGAUGAUGGAGUCGCUCCUACAAGUGAUCAAUUGGCAAGGAUUCGAAUUAGAUCAUAUUACGUUCGUCACUCGUGCCGUUCGAGUUAUUGAUUUGAUAACCAACAUUGAUAUGGCAGCUUUUCAAAUACAUGGAGGAUUACAUAGUUUUAUCAACCGGCUUGAUAUUGAAGUGAAUUUUUGCAAGAAAGACCAGCUUUAUCAAAUAAAGACAAAUUUGCCAGAACAAACCUUCGACGAAAAUGCCGCUGGUAAUUCGUCUGCCGGUAACGAGGAAGAACCGUCAUCUGUCGACCUGGAAUACAUUACAGAGAAUAUAGGCAAAACUUGCCUUCCUCAGCGCGCCGCUCUUCUGAAAUCCAUGUUGAACUUUUUGAAGAAAGCGUUUCAAGAUGCGACUUUCGCUGAAAGCAUUAGACACCUUAUGGAAGGCAGUUUACCUAAUUCAUUGAAGAACAUAAUCGCUAAUACUGAAUAUUAUGGACCGUCCCUAUUUCUGUUAGCUACAGAUGUAGUUACAGUUUACGUUUAUCAAGAACCAGCUCUGCUAUCUGCACUACAAGACAACGGCCUGACCGAUGUUGUCUUACAUUCCCUAUUGGUCAAAGAAGUACCUUCAACGAGAGAGGUACUGGGCUCUCUGCCAAAUGUGUUCAGCGCUUUAUGUCUGAACAAUCGUGGAUUAGAAUCGUUUGCUAAGUGCAAGCCUUUUGAGAAGCUGUUCAAUAUUCUAGUGUCUCCUAACUAUUUGCCUGCUAUGAGAAGAAGGCGCAGUUCGGAAGCUACUGCAGAUACCGCUUGUAACUUGGGUAACGCUAUGGAUGAACUAAUGCGCCACCAACCGAGUCUUAGGCAAGACGCAACGCGUGCCAUAAUCAAACUCCUUGUGGAAUUGGUCCACUUAGGAACAGAUCCAAAAUAUGUUUGUUGGAGACCCCAUAGCAAAACGGAGAUUUCACCUUCUACAACAUCUAGAUCUGGUACUAAUCCCGAAGGCUCUUCUGAUGAAGAAGAAGAAGAUGAGGAAGAGGCGUCAACUUCUUCGCAAAAUGCUCAGACAGAGAGCCAAGCUCAAGCCAACAGCGAAAGGCAACCGAUAGCUCUCAUCGACUAUAUCCUCAACGCCAUGAAGUUUAUUGAUGCCAUUUUGAGUAACAAUUCAACAGAUGAUCAUUGCAGAGAAUUUGUGGAAAAAGGUGGGCUAGUACCGCUAUUGAAGAUACUCGGUUUGCCCAACCUACCAGUUGAUUGUCCCGUCACCAACCCUGCUCAGGCUGUUGCCACAGUUUGCAAGAGCAUCUUGAACCUAGCACACGAGCCGUUACUAUUCGGCCAUGGAUUGUCACAGCUCGGAGAAGUUCUUGAACAACUCAAACCCCUGUAUGCCAAGCAAGAAGUGCCUGGUGGAUCCAAGCUAUUGCUUGAACUUGCUAGUGCUUCUGAUAUAGAAAGCGCUUUCAGCACUGCCUCAGCCACUCCUCUCUUACAUGCUAUGAAUGCUGCUCAUGGUUAUGUUAUCAUGUUCGUUCAUAUUUGUCGUACCGGACAAACCGAGAUCAGGAAUCUCUCACUGCAACAUUGGGGCUCGGACGUUGGACUCAAGGUCCUGAAAGGGCUUGCCGAUCUCUAUACUUCAUUAGUGUGGGAGAGUACACUUCUCUUGGCAUAUUGCAGUGAUGAUUUGUUACCAUCUGAUUGUGAUUUUACUAGAGAGGACAUCGAGAAGUUGAACGCAUUUUUUGAUAGGUGUGAGGGUAAUUCUACCACAGACAGUACUGGUAACGUUGCCUCUGCCAUGGAAGCUCUUACUACGAACCCACCUCCAAUAUCGAUGGACGUUGACAGCGAAUCAGGUUCCAGCAUAACCAAACCAGACAACAGGAAUCUGAAAUAUAUUAAACCGCUACUGGGUGCAUCAUCGAGACUCGGUAGAGCCCUCGCAGAACUUUUCGGUUUGCUCGUCAAACUCUGUGUUGGGUCUCCUAUAAGACAGAGACGUGGUCAAAAUAUCGUAGCAGCUCCUCCUAUGCCAUCUCCUUAUGCGAGAAAUGUGGCAACAGCUUUGAACGUGUUACUUGCAGAAGGGCUUGAUUGCGACAAGCUGCCUCCUUGCUCUACUGCCAAGUGUAGGCUUACAUUCUUGAUAUGCAGCGUUGGAUUUACUAGUCCUAUGCUAUUUGAUGAGAGACGCUAUCCUUAUCAUCUCAUGUUGAAGAAGUUUGUCAGCCUUGGUGGCCAAGCUAUUUUCUUCAAAACUUUCAAAUGGGCGUUGAAUGCUGGUAAAUUGGACUCAGAUGAGGAGAUCGAGUAUUCUUCCCUACCAGAGGGUACCAUCGGAUUUUUAGAUGCUUGGCUGACCCUUCUUGAAAAAGUGGUAAAUCCGAAGGCAAUACUAGAGUCACCACAUGUAAUUUCUAGUCGGCCAUCUCAUAGCUACAGCUUCGAUCCACUGAAAUACUUGAUACAAAUACAUAAGCUAGCUUUUGAAAGUGUAAUGUUGCUCUGGGGAAAAACACCAUUAGCUUCUUAUGGAGCAAGAACAACAGAAACGUUAUUGACAAUUCUUCGUCAUAUAUUCAGGGGCGAGAAAAUCAUUAAGGAGAAGAUGAAAUCUGACGAGUCGAAAACUGAAACAAAUGCUGGCGCCGGCGCAGGAACGUCUGGCGGAGCUGGACCGUCGUUCAGAGACAUUGAUGACAAUUUGCGACAACUGAUGGAUAUGGGUUUCUCCAGGGAACAUGCUAUCGAAGCUCUUUUGCAUUCACACACUCUCGAGCAAGCGACUGACUACUUACUUUCUAAUCCACCUCAGGCCACACGUCCUACUGGCAACCCCAUGGAAGUUGAAACUGAGGAUGAUCAAGUUCUCCAAGCAAUAGCUAUAUCUCUGGGUUGUUCUAAUACAACUGAGAGCAAACGAGACGCUCAGGUCACAGCUUUAGCCACAGCGUCGGCCCCAGCCCCAGAAGAAGCCGAUCAGUCUUUUGAAACCUUGAUUAAUGAGUUCACAAAUCAUGCCUUAGAUGUCUGUCUAAAGCUGUUGGAUGUUAUACCUGAAACUGUUCACAAGGUUUGUGAUUUACUGGUGACCAUCAUGAAGAGAAAUGGCCGUUCUUACAGAGAUAAUUUAUUAGACACUUUGUUGACUAAAAUUCGAGAGUGCUUGGAAGGAAUCAGAUACUGUGCUUUCCAGGAUAAACCAAAUGUGAUGAAUUACUUCACUAUAUCAGAAUCUGAUCAAGCAAAACGAUUAUCCAACUACCUUCAUCUUUACAUUCUCUUCUUCGAGGUAUCCUCUUACUUUGAGAUGAAAAUACCUUGUGGUUUUGCUAUCAAUAAAGCUAACUUGCUUGCUCCUUUGAUUGAGUUGAUGUGCGGAGCUAUAAAUAUGAUGAUCGAUCUCAAAGUUAGUUGCGAACCUAAAUGGCUUGCAUCUAGUUUCUUAUUACUAGAUGCUAUAUCCAAAGUGGCUACUUGCACUAGUCGCAAGUUAGACAUGCAUAUGAGUACGAACCGAGUAUGGAGAUGGUAUGACUUGGUUACAGGAAAAUGGACACACUAUUCUAAUACCAACAAUAAGCUGAUCAAUGAAGCUUAUUGGAAUGGAGAACAGAGCAUUAGAGUUACGUGUGGUAGAAAGAGGUACACAGUGACAUUUGCUAAUAUGCUACAAAUGAAUGAUGAAACUGGGAACAACAGACCCAUAUCCAUGACUUUGAUGACUCUUACUCAUCCAAGUUGUACUGACAUUAACAGUUCAGAUGUCCAAGAACACAUGGUUGCUAAACUAACCGAAAAAGAAGAGAAACGGUGUGUUCCAGUGCCUGGACUUAGUUAUGAGCAAAAGAAAGAGAUAGUCAGAGUCUGCGUUAAUUUGAUGCACAUGCCGAUUGACAAAAAUUUAUUACAUUCACUUUUACAAAUUUGUGUUCGAUUUACUAGGGAUUUUGAGAUAGCCAAAGUUUUCGUUGAAAAUGGCGGUGUGAAGUGUCUCUUAAAGAUGAGGCAGAUAAGCGAUUUUGGAGGAUUUGGAAUUCUUGCGACUAUCCUCAUAAGACACGCCCUUGAAGAACCAAACACACUCAAAUAUGCUAUCGAAAAAGUUAUCAGGGGGAGAACUCUUGUCACUAUUCCUCCUCCAUAUAAAGACCUGGUUUACUUGACUCGACAGAUUGGUGGAGCCAUUACUCGCAAACCAGAAGCUUUUUAUGAAGUAGCGAAUAGUAUUGUGAGAGUGGAUCUCAAUGCAACUAAAGGUGAACCUCCAGAAAUAACUCUGCCGUUGAAAGUUGAGAUACCAGCGCGUGCUAAAGCUCCCCCAUUAGAGGAUACAGUUUCCAUUGAAGUCGUGUGUGACUUGCUGGAUGCACUGUUGAAACCUUUGGAGGAUGACAAAAUUGAAAGCGUUGGAAGUGAACAACAUAAUAAAACUGAAGAACGAGAACAGUCUCCUGUCAACUUGGAUUUGACUUCAGCGUCCACCAGUACUCAGACUGGUGACUCUGAGAGUUCUACUGAAGAUGGUAGUAAAAAAAGUGAAGAAGCAGUUUCUAUUUCUACUAAGAAGCCCAUGUUGCCUAAAUCAGUUAUCCUCAAGAUAUUGGCUGAUGCUGUUGUUUCGUUUGGGCCAAUCGCCAAGCUGAUUACUGAAUAUAAAUACAAACCUGACGAAUCUACUAUGAUAACUGAAGAAACUUCUGCAUUAGCGUUCAUUUUUGAUAAGAUCCUACCGGCUUCUGAAAACAUUUCUGACCCUGAUUGUUCCACAAUGUGCAGAAUGUUGAUAGCUGCCUUGGCGUCAUCCAAUCACUCACCAGAUGCUCAGAUCACUCUGGUUUCAGAAGUAAAAGUGGCCUUGACCAGGGCACUAUAUCUCCCAGAAUCUUCUGAAAAGCAUAACCAAGUACAGAAUAUAUGUGGAAUAAUAUCUACCAUGAUAGAUAAUUGUCCUUUGCCACACGCUAAUCGAUGGACAAGCUGUAGUAUCAAUAAUAUAGUGAAACUUAUGAUUAGAAGAGGCGUUUUCAAUGAUUUGGCGAAAAUCACUCAUUACUUAGAUUUAUCGUCACCUAAUACUUCAUUCACGGCUAAUGCAGCAUUGAAGCCAUUAGAUUCACUAUCUAGGACAAUAAACCAACCUGCCCCAGGCGGUAGUAGUAGCAAAUCAAGAAAAAAUCAACAAACCGCUGAUGAGAAUCAAGGUGCACAAAGUGGUGUCAACACGGAGGGCACGAUUGCUCAUGGAGAAGAGAUUGAAGAUGCGGAAAACACGGAACAUGACAUUUCCGCUGUAGCUUCGAGCCUAGAAAGUAAUCCAGUGGCUCCUGUUGAACUGGAUAAUGCUCUUGAAGAGAUGAUGGAACACAUUUUGGAUCAUAGGAACACUGAUAAUAGUCAGGGAUACAAUGAUGUUCCUUCUUCACGAAAUAACACCAUGGAUAUCGAUGAAGAAUCCACCAUUGGCUAUGAACAUGAACGAGAUGCAACAGAAGAAUUAAUGAGCACCGACUCAGGUGAAUCGGAUUCUAAUCCUUCAGACCAAGUUGACGAUGAUGGGAAUGAAGAGAAUGAAGUCGAUGAUGACAAUAUAGAUGAUACAGAAGAAAAUGAAGACAAUAACUAUGAAGAUGAUGACAAUAAUGACAGGGAAAGACGUAGAGGUUCAGAAUUACUUGAUGGAAACUCAGGAAUGUUCAGAAUUGCAACGAAUGACAGGGAUGAAGAUAUUCUCAUGAUACAGUAUAAUGCUGAUAAUGAUAAUGCUCUUCCCAGAAUGAUAAGAUGGAAUGAAAAUGGCUUUGCAGUUCCAAUAUUAGAUGAAAACAACACUAAUGAUCACACAGCCAUUACGCACCCUCUUUUGAUGUCUCGUAAUACAAGUGAGAGUAGCCAAAGUACAGUUACUCGCAACCAGAGAACCAAUCGUCCGAGGCGGUACCAAUACCUUUUCAGUCCUAGAAAUCCGAACCCACCGGUCAUUUUACAAAGGCUUCUAGGUCCUCACGAUCCUCACAUGGCCAACAUGAUGUCUGCAAAUAAUUUACUAAGUGGUCCUACAGAAAUACGAGAAUCCGCCAGAGUAGUGGUUAUGGACAACUUUGGAUUGAUACCAUCUAACGAGGAACAAAUCGACUUCGUCGACCAAUCUGGUUACCUGUUUGGUCCAAGCCUAGCCGCUACUUUGAGUCAUAUACCGCCAGUUUUGCACUGGUGGAAUAUCGAAUCCAAAUUGCUGGAUUUGGAAUCUGUCUAUGAUUGCACAAUAUAUGUCUGCAACAAGCUCAUUCCAAAUUUGAUCAAGUACAGAAACGAAGAGCUCAGAAACAAAAAAACCAAAGAUGAUGAGGACCCAACGAAGAAGAGAAAGCAGCAAAAGAGUGAACCCGAUGUCCAUGAUGAUUUCAGUCAGGAGACUGUGCUUUUCAAUUUCGAUGAAUCUAACAAUCCAGCAAUUGAAGCUGCAAAUGAAAACAAAGAAGAAAUUGAAGAAGAUUUAGAUGGAGUUCCUUUAUCCACAACAAAUGUUUCUGUUGAGCAAAACCCCAGAGCCGAUGGUGAAGAGGAUAUAGAUGGAGUACCUCUGGAGACGUCUGACACAUCGAACGAUCGAACCGAAAGCAACACUCAAAACGUAGAUAUCAUCUUAUCACCUCUCCAACUCAGCUUCAUCAGAGGUUCAAAUGAAAACUCCCAGAGUAGCUCAUCAGAGGUGACUCAUAAUGCAGCUGUUCAAACGAUUGAUGGGUCAGAGAAUAUGACCAGGAACACUGAUGAUUCAAACAGUAGAGCUGAAUCAGACGUACGAACUGAAAGCGAUUCGUCUAAUCCCUUCGAAAUGGCCCUUCCAGCUGAUAUCCGAACCAGACCUAAUAUUAUAUUCGCCAGGCCCAUGGGUUCCUCUCCGCUACUCUCAGUUUCUGAUAGAAAUGAAGAAGAAAAUGAGAUUAAUGAGUCACAAAGGAGCUUGAGUUUCUCUCAAAAUAUUCCAUUGCGGGCGAUAUUCGAAGAAGCGAUCAGCCAUCAUAUUGACUCUUUGGCAGAACAGGCAAUCAGUCAACACAUGGAUUCGAUGAGUAAUAUUGGAAGGGAAGCUUACAAUAUCGCUAGUGGUGGUGUCUCUAGUCAAAAUAAUCUUGCAGCGAAUCCCGAAGGCGAUGAUACUGAUGCUCCGCCUGCCUCAGGCGAUGCCGGACCGAGCACCUCGACUGAAGAAACCGUCCCCGAGGGCGUCGACCCCUCGUUCCUCGAGGCGCUGCCGCCCGAGAUGCGCCGCGAGGUGAUCGAGCAGCACCGCAUCCUCUGCCUGCAGCAGCGGCUCGCCGCCUCCGCAGCCAACGUCGCGGCCGCCCCGCCCGUGCAGGAGCCCGCGGCCGCCCCGAGCGAGGUGAGCCCCGAGUUCCUGGCCGCCCUGCCGCCCUCCCUGCAGGAGGAGGUGCUGACGCAGCAGCGGCUCGAGCAGCAGCGACAGGCGGCAGCGCGGGCCAAUCCGAACGAGCCGGUGGACGCGGGGGCGUUCUUCGAAACGUUGCAGCCGUCGCUGAGGACGAUGAUACUCUCUGAUAUGGAGGACUCCCAAAUGUCUGCCCUUCCGCCAGACUUGGCCGCAGAAGCACAAACGCUCCGCAGAGAUUGGUAUGCCAGGAAUCGUCAAAUGGCACAAGAAAGAUUUCUACAAACCAACUUGACGACGAUUUACAGGCAAUCAAGAGGGCGUCCCCCACUCAGACCUAGCAAUUUCCAAAGAGGCGGUUGGAGCCAGUGGAGCAGAGACAUCAUGAACAAUCCGGUGCCAUCAAAUUCGCCAUUGAAGAUAAAGGGACGACAGCUAUUGGAUCAUGAGGGACUCGCAUGUCUGCUCAUUUUGUUGUUCACAGACGACUCCCAUUUGAACAAAUUGAGAUUGCACAGAGUGAUAAGGAAUUUAUGCUAUCAUGCUCCUACAAGAGAAUGGAUCAUCAAUGCUUUACUGUCCGUUAUCGAGAAAAGUGUUAACAUCCAGCCAGAUGAUAAUCUCAAUAAACCCAUGAGGAAAUCCCCAAGGCCAGGCCCUUUGACCAGUAAACUACUAACAGAUGCUAAGCAUCUACAGAAUGGGGGACAUUGGCUUACUAUUCGUAUGGAAGCUGCCUUGGGCUGUGCCGCAAAUGUAUUUAUCGUCAAUAAGACAGUUGGUAAGAAGAGCGAUAAAGCAACUGGGUCUAGCGUAAUAAGCAUACACCCUCAAGCAGCUCCUAUUGUGUGCCGAAACACCUUGGACUUGUUCAUUUCCUUAGCGAAAGCUUUCCCAUCGUGCUUGCUUCCAAUAAAAUGUAUCAGAGAUGAAACUGAAAAGAAUACCAUUACCCCAGUGAAAGUAAAAGCAGAACUUGCCGCUGAUUUUUGGGAUGUGCUUUUACGCUUAGACUCCGCUACCAAAAAGGGCAAAAGUAUCCAGAGAAAUAGUAGUUCUAAUACGAUGAGCGAAACUGACACCGUGAUUACCUUCGAACAGUCAGUUUUUGGGAAGUUACUGAACAUGCUUGCUACUCCAGUAGUAAACAGAAAUACCCAACUGACAGAUAAUUUGUUGAAGCUGUUAUCAGUCACUACAUCUGGUAUGCCUGAGCUGGUGAAGCCCCAUAAAGCAAGCAAAAAUAAACAGGGCCCCGAUCUCACUAACGCUCCAACACAUGCAUUGAGUUUAGCUGUUAAUGUGAUUACUUAUAAAAAUUGUUCUGAAGAAGGUUUAGAGUUCAUAACAAAUCUGUUACUGAAUUUGGCUAACUCAUCUCUGGACAUGAGUUUCAUUAUAUUGACUCUGCUACUGAAUGGUGCUAUUGAGAUUGGCAAAAUUGUGGAAUGCCAAAUAAAAAAUAUGCUGGGAGACUUGAAGGACCUCAUCAACAAUACACAGAAAAGGAAACUAGAGGAUGGACCAUCUACCUCCAAAGGUGUUAUCCACAACAGAUUCACAAAUGAACAAGUAGUCGUUACAGCAAACACCAAAGUGAAAACAUCAUGUGAACUUCAAUUACCCUCAAUGGUGCCUCUUACCUCAAAGUCCUCAAGUCAGGUGUUCUUUCUUAGAGUACUUCGUGUAAUUGUUCAAAUCAGAAAUUCCAUCAAACAGAGCAUGAAAAGAGCUGAUUAUGGUUCAUAUGAACUACAAGCAUUGAGUGAGCAGUUGUCUAGCCUCAGUAGCUUUUGGGAAACAUUGAGUCAGUGUCUGUCGGAAUUAGAACACGCUCCAGAUCAUCAUGCUGUUCUAGUCCUUCAGCCUGCUGUGGAAGCUUUCUUCCUGGUGCACUCUCCUCAACAAGGCCCAGCAAAAUCGAAAGAAAAAGAAACCAAAGAUAACGAACCGGAAGACAACAUGCAAGAAAACGCAGAAUCCGAACAACCCACUACCAAACAGUCAUCCCCAGAAGAUGCAGAACAACCCAAAGAAACCCCUGCCAAUCCAGAGCAGCCUCCACCAGAAACGGCUCCCAGUACAGCGGAAACCAGAAAAGAAAAGCAACCCGAGCCGAAUGCCAAACAGAUCGUAUCUCCCGAGCAGCAGCAGUUCCUCGCUUUCGCAGAAAAGCACCGCACUGUUCUGAACCAGAUUCUGAGACAGAGCACUGCUCAUCUGGCAGACGGGCCGUUCGCUGUUUUGGUUGACCACACGAGAAUCUUGGACUUCGAUAUCAAACGGCGGUACUUCAGGACGGAACUCGAACGUCUGGAUCAUGGAAUCAGGAGGGAGGAAACAGCUGUCCAUGUCAGGAGGAGUAACAUAUUCGAGGACUCGUUCAGGGAGCUGUUUAGGAGACCUCCUGAGGAGUGGAAGAACAGGUUUUACAUUGUUUUCGAAGAUGAAGAAGGUCAAGAUGCUGGUGGUCUAUUGAGAGAAUGGUAUGUUAUUAUCUCAAGAGACAUCUUCAAUCCAAUGUAUGCACUUUUCACGGUCUCUCCAGGCGAUAGAGUGACCUAUAUGAUUAAUUCUGCUAGUCACUACAAUUCUAAUCAUCUGUGCUACUACAAAUUUGUAGGACGGGUAAUAGCGAAAGCAAUAUAUGACAACAAACUAUUAGAGUGUUACUUCACACGUUCAUUCUAUAAACACAUUUUGGGCAUAUCUGUGAAAUAUACAGACAUGGAAAGUGAAGAUUACAGUUUCUACAGAGGAUUGGUUUAUUUGAUGGAGAAUAACAUUAAUAAUUUGGGAUUGGAUUUGACAUUCAGUACUGAAAUUAGCGAGUUUGGAGUGACCGAAACGAGGGAUCUGAUACCAAAUGGAAGACAUAUCUCUGUAACAGAAGAGAAUAAGAUGGAGUAUGUUAGGCUGGUAUGCCAAAUGAAAAUGACAGGAGCUAUCAAGCAACAGUUGAAUUCAUUUCUUGAAGGAUUCUAUGAUAUUAUUCCAAUGCGCCUAAUAUCUAUAUUCAAUGAACAAGAAUUAGAACUUCUGAUUUCUGGAUUACCAAAUGUGGAUAUAGAUGAUUUGAAAGCUAAUACCGAAUACCACAAGUAUCAGACAAACUCAUUACAGAUUCAGUGGUUCUGGAGAGCUUUGAGGUCGUUCGAUCAAGCUGAUCGCGCCAAGUUUUUGCAGUUUGUAACUGGAACAUCGAAAGUUCCCUUACAAGGUUUUGGUGCUCUGGAAGGAAUGAAUGGCGUCCAAAAGUUCCAGAUACACCGAGAUGACCGGUCUACUGAUCGCCUGCCUUCUGCCCACACGUGUUUCAAUCAGCUGGAUCUUCCUGUAUAUGAAACUUACGAUAAGUUACGAGCCUAUUUAUUGAAGGCGAUCCAUGAGUGUUCUGAGGGCUUCGGCUUUGCUUAAAGUAAUCCUUUAAUGUUUAAGACUGAUGUGUUGAUUUCUUGUUUAUAUCAAAAUAAAAUAGGGUUCUUGUAAAUAAACAUGAAGUAAAUGUUAAGUGUACAGAUUAAAGAGUGUAAAGAAUUAAAUAAUUUCUAUUGUAAUGAAGUAUGAGCUGCAAAUCUUGAAUUAUAAUAAAUUAUAAUAGUGGGUUGAAUAUGCUUGAGUUGAAACAGGUUUUUUGUAAAUUAACUUAUAGGAAGGCACAUGUAUUUUUGUAAAGGGCCUUAAGGCAAUGCGAGUGUGAUACAUUGAAUUUGAUAGUCAGAUUCAAAAUAUAUUUACUAUUUAAUUUAAUUAUUAUAGCUAUUAAUUGUUACUGUAAUAUGUAUCGAGAUGAUUAAUUAAACUAAGACCUUUCUUUUGUAUAUGAAAUCUGUUACACCCUACAUAUUUUUUAUUUGCAUUUUACAGGCAAUAUGGAAGGAAAUUUAUCAUAGUGAAAUUUUAUCAGAAAAACUUGUGAUUAUUUGAAUAAAUGUUUUUCUC
Phaedon cochleariae (mustard beetle) is the source of this 13125-nucleotide messenger RNA. Lineage: Eukaryota; Metazoa; Arthropoda; Insecta; Coleoptera; Chrysomelidae. The record is from the annotation of a GenBank genome assembly.